CACCCUGAUCAAACGAUAGGGAUAGCCGGAUGCGGUUUAGAUUCCCUCCUACAGCAGUUAGAGGCUCUGAGGAGAAAGUGAAGCACAGUACUUAAACGGGCGCCCAGGAUCAUGAUCGAGGGGCAAAAUGGGACAGCGGGUUUAGGCCCGUUUCCCUUUACGGAGUUGAGUUCCUGGUUUCAGAGGUGGAACGAGCCAUCCCCGUAGAGGUGACAGUGGUACCUGUGCCCAGUAUCCAGGCCAGAAGCCUCUUGUGCCCGAUCUCAGGGUUUACUCUCAGAUUGGACUACCAUGAAACUGCACCGAAAGUCCGUGCUCAGUUUCUUCCACGGAUACAGAACACAGGCUCCAGACCGGGAGGGCAUCUUGCUAAAGAAGGGAGCCCGAAAUCCCAGCUAUCAACGCCGCUGGUUCAUCCUCCGGGGAAACCUCCUCUUCUACCUGGGGCACCAGGCCGACCGCACACCCCUGGGCCUCAUCCUCUUAGAAAACUGCCAGGUGGAGCCACGCCUUGGGGCCACAGAACCCUAUGCUUUUACCAUCUUGACCCCUGGGGUUGAGAGCACAGAAGGUGGGCGAGCCUACAAGCUGGCAGCAGAAACCCAGGAAGAGCUGGGAGCGUGGCUGUGGGCACUGGCUGGGGCGAGCUGGAGGCGGCUGGUGGUGCUUCUACCCCCACUGGAGGCCCAGUACCGGGAACUGUGCCAGGCAGCUGGCCAAGAACCCAGCUCACCCCCAGAGGACUGUGGCUUUCUAGGCACCCUUAGUCCCCCCUCCAACUUCCAGGAGUUGCAUGAGCGCUUUGGGAAAGAGAUCGGGGUGCUAAAGGUGGUGCGUAGAGGACUCCAGUCCAGUGAUGACACAGGCAGCAGAUCCCAGGCAAAGGGGGAGGAGGAACUUAACAGUUGUUGAUGAGUGACUGAAAGAUGGACCAAAGACCAAAUGGAACCUCCCUGCCAAGACCAGCAGAGUGCUUCAGCAGACACCCAGAUCCUGGCCUGCUGCAUUGUUUCUCCCCAGCCCCACCCCCACCCCGCCUAGUUCUUAUUCUAACUCCCUUUAUCAAAUAACAAGGCAGGAGACAGGACCAGGUCCAACA
Molecule: messenger RNA, 1099 nt
Organism: Suricata suricatta (meerkat)
Lineage: Eukaryota; Metazoa; Chordata; Mammalia; Carnivora; Herpestidae
Product: sesquipedalian-1-like
Exons: 3
Coding region: 292-912 (206 amino acids)
Biological process (GO): endosome organization; receptor recycling; retrograde transport, endosome to Golgi
Cellular component (GO): recycling endosome; early endosome; trans-Golgi network
Source: RefSeq, a predicted model, not a curated record